Molecule: messenger RNA, 1635 nt
Organism: Selaginella moellendorffii
Lineage: Eukaryota; Viridiplantae; Streptophyta; Lycopodiopsida; Selaginellales; Selaginellaceae
Product: G-type lectin S-receptor-like serine/threonine-protein kinase SD2-5
Exons: 1
Coding region: 1-1635 (544 amino acids)
Biological process (GO): protein phosphorylation
Molecular function (GO): protein kinase activity; ATP binding
Source: RefSeq, a predicted model, not a curated record
AUGGUUUCAUACAGGCGAGAGUUGGCAAAUGGAAGCUGGGAGCUCGAUAGCACGAGUCAGUUCUUUCCACCGCCAGCGCCAUGCGGGAGCUAUGGGCUGCUCGAGAAAGGAAAGCAGUGUCAGUGCCUGACCAACGAAGCAAACAACUCUACUACCUCAGCACUUGGAAGUUGUGCCCAGCCAGAAUGGUCUUCUCUUGCAAACUGCAGCUCCAGGUACGAGACCGACUUUGUAACACUCGCAGGUGCAUCGUACUUCGCCAACACUUUCAACCCUCCCGAUAGAACAGGCGCUGCAAUGCAAGAUUGCUUCGAGCAAUGCAAAUCCACUUGCUCCUGUGCGGCGUUCUUUUUCGACCAGGCGCUCCAGAAUUGCUUUUUCGUAGAAGACGUCCUGGGAAGCUUGACGGUAGACUCGAACAAGACUCAGCAACUGUUCGGCUUUCUGAAGUACCAGAAUUACUCCAGGUUAGUGCCUGUUGACAACUCAUCGUCAGACACUCCAAAGCUCCUAGUGAUCGGAAUUACCUCUGGAGGAGCUGCUGUAGCCAUUGUAACUUUUGCGUUCCUUUUCACGAUCCUGCAUCGAAGGAGGGUCAUGCUCAAGGAACUAAACAGUUUCCUUACCGGUGUACAAGCUUCGCCUUACAGGUUCUCGUUCAGCAGCCUAUACUCUGCAACAAAAGGAUUCACAAAGGUUUUAGGAAGCGGAGGUUGCGGCACAGUGUACGAAGGAAUGCUUCACAACGGGAUGAAGCUGGCAGUGAAGAAACUCAGCACACAGCAUGGACAAAAGGAGUUUGUAACAGAAGUCUCGGCUCUGGGAAACAUAAGCCACAUCAACAUUGUCAAACUCUAUGGCUUCUGUGCCGAUGCUUCACACAGGCUGCUCGUCUACGAGCUCAUGCCCAAUGGUUCCUUGGACAGAUGGAUUUUCUCCGACAACAAGGACAAACUGGACUGGAAACUUCGACACAGCAUUGCCCUCGACACUGCUCGAGGACUGGCCUACUUGCACGAGGAAUCCAGAGACUCGAUCAUCCACUUGGAUAUCAAGCCACAAAACAUCCUCCUGGGUGACAAGUUUGAGGCCAAAGUCGCAGACUUUGGCAUGGCGAAGCUACUCAUGGACAGAGAUCAAAAUGGAGUGGUCACUGGAGUGAGAGGAACUCCAGGAUAUCUAGCUCCAGAGUGGCUGCUACACUCAACAGCGACCAAGAAAUGCGACGUCUACAGCUAUGGAAUGGUGCUCCUGGAGCUCAUUGGCGGCAGGAAAAAUCUAGACUGCUCCAAGAUGGAGUCGCCACUGAGCUGGUACUUCCCAGCCUGGGCCAUGAGCGAAAUCCGGAAAGGGAACACGAUGCAAGUGGUGGAUCCGAGCGUCAAGGACUCGGCAGACACAAGGCAGGCAAAGAAUAUGAUCCACAUCGCAUUCUGGUGCACGCAAGAUGAUCCAGCAGCUAGACCGACAAUGGAUGCAGUAGUGCGAAUGCUGGAGAGCGAGGAGGAGAUCGAGGAGCCGCCGCUUACCUUCCAGUUCGAUGUCCAAGCGCCUGGAAUCCUCACCAUCACCUCGAGCGGCGACAUCGCGACAUUCACAUACAUCACCAAAAACCCUUUAGCCCAUGAGCCCUAA